This is a messenger RNA of Hypoxylon trugodes, 3816 nucleotides long. RefSeq lists its product as uncharacterized. Bases 106 to 3552 code for a protein of 1148 amino acids. The transcript is spliced from 5 exons. Gene Ontology annotation, molecular function: protein binding. NCBI's taxonomy places the organism in Eukaryota, Fungi, Ascomycota, Sordariomycetes, Xylariales, Hypoxylaceae. The record is from RefSeq and is a predicted model, not a curated record.
CUCACCACCUAUCAAACCCUGGUCUCGAUUUCUCAAUCUGAACGCAAGAACGUAUGCAAUAACUAUCACUUGCGGGCUUCGGGCCCAGGACUCGCACCAGAUGAAAUGGAGAGAUUACUGCCUUCUUCGCCAAAUUCCCGGCAUCGAGACCGAUUGUCCGCCAAAUUAUCUUCGUUAUGGAAGAAACCGAAGCUUGCCAGCAAUAAACGAAAUGCGGGAACCGCGCUCGUUUUAUUCCGUGAUUCUGAGGAAAGCCCUGAUUCCUUGGCUAAGAUCGAUUCUGGUUCUAACUCCGAUAGAUAUAAUCAGCUCUGGCUACAGGCGGAGCAACUAUUAUCUGACGGAUCUGAAAGCGAUAAAUAUUGUGCCGAGAAAUUCAAGAAGUACUUGUCGCCCUCUAAUGGUGCUUUUAUUGCCGAUGGCGAGGCAUAUAUAGAAGAAUUACAGGCUCUAGUAGCGAAGAAGCAGCGCGAAGCAGACGCGAACGCGCUGAAAGUUACAAUCGGAUCAAAAACCUAUGUCGUUAGAGACCUCGCAAGCAAGAUUAUAGUCUGGUUGAACAGACUCAAGGAAGUCGGUGAUGUCGCGGUUAGUUUCGAUCCGACGCAUGCUGCUCUUCCUUGGGCAGCAUUUCGCUUCCUGCUUCAGGCAGUGACUAUCAAUAACGAACAUGCCGGGAAACUACUCAUAGGCCUCGAGAGAAUAACUAGUUUAUGUCUUCGGUGUAGGAUCCAUCAUCAAUUAUAUCUCAGCGAGAAGCGUCCCGCCCUUAGCGACAAUGUAACCGGCCCACUCAAGACUUCGAUCAUCACUUUGUUUAAAGAAAUACUCUCAUUUAUAUCUAUGUCGGUAGAGUAUUGCGAAAGGGGUCUUUUUGAAAAAACAAUUAAAGGGACUUUUCAACCCGACAAAUUCUCAGCGAGACUGACAGCACUAGAGGAUGAAGCAGAAAAGGUUGAGAGGGCUGCCAACAAUUGCUACCAUCUAAGUGUCAUAAGUGGGCUCGAAAGCGUCACAGACCAAUUUAGUGAGCUUCAUAGCAUUCUAGACCAAGGGUUUUGCAGAGUCGACGACGCACUCAACGGAGUAUGGACGAGCAUGCAAGCGAAUGAAUAUAUCGAUAUGCUAAAAUGGAUAUCGGAUAUCCCUUACCAGUCAGAUUAUGAAAAUGCGAGGGCAAGCCGUCUUACAGGUACCUGUGAAUGGUUGCUUCGUCAUGAGAAGUAUGCGCAAUGGAGAGACUCAAGCUGUUCUACGACGCUGUGGUUACACGGGAUUCCGGGUGCAGGAAAAACUAGAUUGGCUACUAGAGUUGUUGACGACAUAUCUUCGACUCUGGAUACUACAUCAAAUAGUGAAGGGUUUGCCUAUUUUUUCUGCGAUAGGAACCGAUCGGAUCGCCAGGAUCCCGGUUCUGUACUUCGAAGCUUAAUAAGGCAAUUAUCGUCCAAGCCAGAAAUAGUACGAGCGAAAUCUGGUCAAUCAGAGUUAGAUAUCAUGGAUUGCACACGUCAAAGGUACCACGGAAAAAAAGCAACAGGUUUCGCAUCCUCUCGAUUUACCAUAGAGGAGUGCCGGGAUUUGCUAAAUGAUAUUAGCAAAGGAUAUGCUCAGAUAACUGUUCUAAUCGACGGCUUGGAUGAAUGCGACCACAAAUCUCGGCACCUUCUGAUAGAUGCUCUUGAUGACGUCGUAAGUACAAGCCCCGGACUUGUCAAGGUAUUUAUCGCCAGUCGCGACGACGACGAUAUUAAACAGAAGUACGGUGGUGGGCACAAUUUGAGGAUCCAAGCAAGUGACAACCAGGCCGACAUCGACAAGUAUGUCGCCCAUAAAAUUGAUCAAACGAAAUGGUGCAGAACUGGGAUGCCCCCGGAAAUGCGUGACGAAGUGAUCCAGACGUUCCGACGAAAGAGCCAAGGAAUGUUUCAAUGGGUAGUGCUUCACAUCGAUAGUCUACUUGAACUGGAUUUCGCACAUCUAGUAUACGAGCACUUAGACGGACUUCCCGAGGGCCUUAAGGCAUCGUACGACGACAUUUACGAAAGUAUCGACAAGCGAAAACGAUACAUUGCUGAUAGAGCAUUCCAAUGGAUGAUGUGCUCUUGGAAGCCUUUGACUCCCUUUGAGCUAGCGAUAGCUGUUUUUCAAAGCCCGGACGGCCCUUUCCAACCAGAUGUCGAUGUUGGCGCAGUUAUUGAUAUGGUACUCAAAACAUGCAAGAAUCUAGUGAUGGUGGAAAUGGGUGAAAAUUUCGAUAUCUGCAGAUUUGCCCAUUUAUCGGUACAGGAGUAUCUGGAAUCAUAUCAUUUCGACCCUAUACAGGCGAACGAUCUCGUACUAAGUGUACACCUCCGUUACCUAUUCCACUUAAAACAACCUAUUACCAAAAGAUAUAGUCCUGAGGAUAACGAUUGGACGGAAAGAAUGAUGGUGUGGGACCAACAGGCUAGGCCUUUUGCCGGAGCUAUAUCUGAAGCUACUCGCAACCUAAUGGUACGAUUCCUGGACAGCCCUUUCAAGGGGAGUUCGGCGUAUGAUAUAUGGAUAGAAUCCCUCUCAGUCUUCCAAGGCAGUGGGAGUAGUGUUUCCAUGUAUGAUUCUUCGGUUCUCGAAGGACUCCCGUGGUUGGCUUGCGUUGUCUUCGAAUUCUACGAUGUUCUGGUUGAAUGGCUGCGCAGUGGCUUACUAAAGCCCGAAGACAUGAUAGUCAAUGGCAGGUCUCCUCUUUUCUUCACAUACCCGCAUAAAGAUCCACUGAUCUGGAAUACCCUCGUCGAAUUUGGUGCGGGUGUGAAUGGCAUGGUUCACUAUGGGUGGACACCUCUGAUUUUCGCUGCGAGUUUGGUCGGCGGUUACAGAGAUGCAAAACCGCUUUUAGAACAUGGCGCAGACCCAAACCUGGUAUUCGAAGACAGUUGCUCGGUCCCCGUACCCGCUCUCCACAAGGCGUGUCAAACUCGCGAAGCAAAAAUGAUAUCGUUACUCCUGGAGCAUGGAGCAGAUAUUAACAAAAAUGUUCGACAUGUCGGUACCCCGCUACAAGUCACAAUCUUCGAAAAACAGUGGGCUCUAUGCCAGAUACUGAUUAAAGCUGGCGCCGAUCUUAACGGUUAUGGCAGAUAUGUUUGGACACCUCUUAUGACUGCAUUGAAAAGGAAAAACAUGGGCAUUGCGCGCUUAAUUAUCGCAUCGGGCGCCGAUAUCAAUGCUGCUACUCCGGAUGGUGGUACUGCGCUACAUGCGGCUAUUAGUUCUACGAAACACGGCGUCAAACUUCUAGUUGAGAAAAAGGCUAACAUGAAUCUGUAUUCCACGAGAUACGGUUCACCACUUUACUACGCGUUUGUAGUACAGAAGAAGGCCAAGCUUAGUCGUAUGCUGCGAAUGGCAGGUGCUGAUUUGGACACGGCACAUGGGGAGUACGAGAACGCGGAAGCUGUCGCGGCUCUACGGGCUAUGGAUUGGAAAAUACUUGAUUCGAGACGGAAACGCCGCCACAAGAAUAAAGACCCUGAAGAACCUGGGUCAAGACGGUUUUCUUUCCCUUAGCUCUACCGAAGUAGCUGACAAGCUAACUCGGGUUUUCUAGUGCGCUAGGGAAAUCCAUUAGUAUUUUAAGUCUAUUAUUAGGCACUUAUAAGCCGUAGCGUAUUUCCUUUUAAGUAGGAGCUUGUUUAGUGCCUUUUCUACGGUACUUGCUCAUACUUGGUGAGUAUCGUUUUACGUACAGCAAUCACCCAAUCGAAAUUGCAAAUAAAAUUGUUAACCAAACUUUUCUUUAAUUCAACAUUAGAUGACUGUUCUAAUGAGCGU